This is a messenger RNA of Vombatus ursinus (common wombat), 424 nucleotides long. RefSeq names its product DBH-like monooxygenase protein 1. The transcript has 3 exons. Lineage: Eukaryota; Metazoa; Chordata; Mammalia; Diprotodontia; Vombatidae. Gene Ontology annotation, cellular component: secretory granule membrane. The record is from RefSeq and is a predicted model, not a curated record. Gene Ontology annotation, biological process: dopamine catabolic process; octopamine biosynthetic process; norepinephrine biosynthetic process. The coding region runs from base 71 to 424 and encodes 117 amino acids. Gene Ontology annotation, molecular function: copper ion binding; dopamine beta-monooxygenase activity.
GGAUUAUUUUACAGAUAUAAAUAGAGAACUGAAGAAGGAUCCCCAACAGGAUUACCAUCUAGAAUAUGCCAUGCAAAAUAGUACACACACCAUAAUUGAAUUUACCAGGGAGCUACAUACUUGUGACAUAAAUGAUAAAACCAUAACGGAAAGCACAGUGAGAGUGAUAUGGGCCUAUCACCAUGAAGAUAUUGGUGAAUCAGGACCUAAAUACCAUGGAUCUAAUCGGGGAACCAAGAGUCUGAAAUUGUUGAAUCCAGAGAAAAACAACAUUUUAUCCACAGCCUUACCAUACUUUGACUUGAGAAAUAAAAACGUGCCGAUUCCAAAUAAAGGCACGACAUAUUGGUGCCAAAUGUUUAAGAUACCUGUGUUCCAGGAAAAGCAUCAUGUGAUAAAGGUAGGGAACCUAUUCACAGAUUAA